This is a messenger RNA of Anopheles marshallii, 1572 nucleotides long. RefSeq names its product cytochrome P450 302a1, mitochondrial (gene dib). The transcript has 7 exons. NCBI's taxonomy places the organism in Eukaryota, Metazoa, Arthropoda, Insecta, Diptera, Culicidae. The coding region runs from base 1 to 1572 and encodes 523 amino acids. The record is from RefSeq and is a predicted model, not a curated record. Gene Ontology annotation, molecular function: oxidoreductase activity, acting on paired donors, with incorporation or reduction of molecular oxygen; heme binding; monooxygenase activity.
AUGAGUUUUACCAGACAAGUUACCAUUCGCCAUCUCCGUGGGUUUUCAUCUAAAAGCAAUGAAGCGCCGAAAGGGACGGUUAAGACAUUUGAACAGAUUCCGGGACCGAAAGGUCCACUCGGGUUGGGAAAUCUUUUCCAGUACAUCCCAGGAAUAGGGCGUUACAGUUUCGAUGAGUUGCAUCGUUCCGGCGAGGACAAAUAUCGGCAAUAUGGUCCGAUCGUACGAGAGACAAUGGUACCUGGGCAGAAUAUAGUGUGGCUUUACGAUCCGGAUGAUAUAGCUACAGUGCUGGACGAUCGAACGCCGGGAAUGUAUCCAUCCCGGCGCAGCCACACCGCGCUAGAAAAAUAUCGCAAAGAUCGUCCAAAUGUCUACCGUACCGCUGGUCUGCUACCAACCAACGGUUUGGAAUGGUGGAAGAUUCGAUCAGAGCUUCAGAAAGGACUCAGUUCUCCGCAAAAUGUGCGAAACUUUCUUCCCUCAACCGACAAAAUUACGAAGGAGUUCAUUGCUGGUUUAAAAGCGAAAAUGGAAGCAGAACCACAAAGCUCCAGUAUAAAGAGUUUACUGAUUGAAGACGUGAUGCCAUUAAUUUCUCGACUAAAUCUGGAAUUGAUUUGCUUGCUUGCCUUCGGCGUACGGUUGGACAGUUUCUCCGAGGAACAAAUGCUUCCCAACUCAUUAUCCUCUCGCUUAAUGGAAUCAGCCGAGACGACCAACUCCUGCAUAUUGCCCACCGAUCAGGGCUUUCAGCUGUGGCGUUACUUCGAAACUCCCGCCUACAGACGGUUGCGCAAAGCCCAGGAAUUUAUGGAAAAGACUGCCGUUGAGCUUGUGUCACAGAAAUUGCUCUACUUCAACGAGGACCAGCAACGGUUGGCUAGUGGCGAACAUUCGAAAUCGCUCAUGGAGGAAUAUCUGCGCAAUCCCAACCUGGAGCUAAACGACAUCAUCGGUAUGGCGUCCGAUCUGCUUCUGGCCGGAGUGCAUACGACCAGCUAUUCAACUGCCUUUGCACUGUACCAUUUGGCGCUGAACGGAAGUACCGUCCAAGAGCGGCUUUUUCAAGAGGCUAAGAAAAUACUGCCAGACCCACGAGAAAACCGGAUCGGAGCUGCCGUGUUGGGAUCGGAAGCUUCAUAUUGUCGUGCGGUACUGAAGGAAACGCUUCGCCUAAAUCCCAUCUCAAUAGGCGUGGGACGAAUUCUCAAUCGGGACCACGUGCUGGGCGGCUACCAGGUACCACGUGGAACAGUGGUAGUGACGCAGAAUAUGAUCUCUUGCCGUCAGGAUUCUUAUUUCCGUGAGCCUCUUCAAUUCCUGCCGGAACGAUGGAUGCGCGACACAAAGGAGCAAGCACAUCCUCACUUAGUACUGCCAUUCGGACACGGGAUGCGAUCGUGCAUCGCACGUCGAUUGGCCGAGCAGAGUAUGCUAGUGUUGUUUUUGAGGUUGAUUCGCUCCUUCGAAAUCGAGUGGGCCGGGACCGUUCCGAUGGAUGUAAAAACGAAGCUUAUAAAUCAACCGGACCAACCUAUUCGUUUACGAUUUAAAUCAAGAACUGCGUGA